GUGAUUGGGUGUGGGGCCCGUGUCUCUCCCUCCUCUCGUCCCUUGAAAUAACCCUCUUCCCUCCUCUUCUCUUUCAAGCAUUAAUGUACGAAUUUUUGUGAAGAAAUUCAAUUUCACGAGCAGCGGUAUCGGCGAGGACAUACGAAUUACUCGGAUCUUGAUCGGAGGACGAGAGAAUGAGCGCGAAGGUGCCACCAGUGAGGACACGCGUAGGGAAAUACGAGAUAGGGAAAACCAUUGGUGAGGGUAGCUUUGCCAAGGUCAAGUUCGCCAAGAAUGUUGACACCGGCGAUUUCGUUGCCAUUAAAAUCCUCGAUCGUGAUCAGGUCCUCCGCCACAAGAUGGUCGAGCAGAUUAAGGGAGAAAUCUCAACUAUGAAGCUGAUUAAACAUCCGAACGUCAUCAAAAUUAUUGAGGUUCUGGCUAGCAAGAGGAAGAUCUACAUUGUUCUCGAAUUCGUGGACGGAGGCGAGCUAUUUGACAAAAUUGCCAACCAUGGGAGACUACGAGAAGAUGAAGCCAGGAGAUAUUUCCAGCAGCUUAUAAAUGCUGUGGAUUAUUGUCACAGUAGAGGCGUUUACCAUAGAGAUCUGAAGCCUGAGAACCUUCUUCUUGACUCAUAUGGUAUUCUUAAAGUCUCAGAUUUCGGGUUGAGUGCAUUGUCAAAGCAAGUACGGGAAGAUGGGCUUCUUCAUACUGCCUGUGGAACUCCAAAUUAUGUUGCUCCUGAGGUGCUCAAUGAUAAAGGUUAUGAUGGUACAUCUUCUGAUAUUUGGUCUUGCGGGGUCAUUCUCUUUGUACUUAUGGCUGGGUACUUGCCUUUCGAUGAGGCAAAUCUCAUGGCUUUGUAUAGAAAAAUCUGCAAAGCUGACUUCUCUUGUCCAUCAUGGUUUUCGGCUGGUGCAAAGAAUUUGAUAAAGCGAAUUCUGGACCCAAAUCCUCUUACUCGGAUAACUAUUCCUGAAAUAUUGGUAGAUGAAUGGUUCAAGAAAGGUUACAAGCCACCAUGUUUUGAUCAGGAAGAGGAUGUAAAUCUUGAUGAUGUAGAUGCUGUUUUCAAUGACUCAAAGGAAUAUCUUGUCACAGAAAGGAAAGAAAAACCAGUAACCAUGAAUGCAUUUGAGCUUAUUUCUAGAUCACCAGGAUUCAGUCUGGACAAUUUAUUUGAGAAGCAAGAAGGCCUUGUGAAGAGAGAAACACGUUUUACUUCUCAAUCUCCAGCAAAUGAAAUCAUGUCCAGGAUUGAGGAAACUGCGAAGCCUCUGGGCUUUAAUGUGUGCAAGCGUGACUACAAGAUGAAACUGAAAGGUGACAAAACUGGGAGGAAGGGCCAGCUUGCUGUGGCAACCGAGGUGUUUGAGGUGGCUCCCUCCUUACACAUGGUAGAGCUCCGAAAAACAGGUGGUGACACACUGGAGUUCCACAAGUUCUACCAGAGUUUUUCAUCAGGACUAAAAGAUAUUGUCUGGAAAUCAGAAGAAAAACGCGAAGAAUAGAGGUGAUUCUCUCUCUCUUUGCCUUAUUGUGCCUGUCAUAAUAGAAGCUGUCCCAUUUGGUCCAGUUCUUUACUUAGUUGAUCCUUUUCACCGUGAUCCAGUGGACAUGUGAAUAUGAAGAUUGUAUAAUAUGUUAAAGUCGGUUGGCCUGGCUUGAAGCAAGCUCAUGGCGAUGCGAGGAGGAAGAAAUUCAAGCCCUCCAAAGUGUAGACAUGGUUACAUUUCCCAUGCUCCCCUUUUAAGUUCUCCAAUUUUUGUACUUUCUACAGUUCUUGAGCUGAACCCAUUGUUUUUUUGCGCAGAGAUUCAGUUCAAGUAUUUUAUAGAUUUUGUCCUUGAUUCCGCCUUUCAGCGGGAUAAAUCAUUCUUCUUAUGAAUAAAUAAAAGAAGAGAUACUUUGUGCAAA
This is a messenger RNA of Tripterygium wilfordii, 1902 nucleotides long. RefSeq names its product CBL-interacting serine/threonine-protein kinase 9-like. The record is from RefSeq and is a predicted model, not a curated record. Gene Ontology annotation, biological process: protein phosphorylation; signal transduction. Bases 177 to 1496 code for a protein of 439 amino acids. Lineage: Eukaryota; Viridiplantae; Streptophyta; Magnoliopsida; Celastrales; Celastraceae. The transcript has 14 exons. Gene Ontology annotation, molecular function: protein kinase activity; ATP binding.